UAUAUGCAUUAUGUGACAGAUAGGGAGUAUCAGUAUAUUGUACAUUAGUCAAAAUAAAUUUAACAAAAAACUUCUUAAACUCAAAGCUAUGUGGAAACUAAGUUAUAUAUUAUUGUUCGUCAAAUUAUAUUUAAAUUUAUAGUAGCACUCAUAUCCUUUUUUUUUUAUUUGUCACAUACUCUUGUAUUAAAGCAUUAAAUUUGUAUAACUUAAUUUCUUAUUUGCAAAUAAAGCAAAAUUUCGUGUAACUAAAUUCCCUUUACAAAAUAUUUACAUCAUUGUGUUAGUUAUACAUCUGGUAGCACAGCGUGUGUGCAACCGGCUGUCGCAGAAACUCUAGUAGUGACAAAUUUACCGCCGUUUUGGUAGUAAACAAACUGAAUUGGAGGAAAAUAUUCUAAUAUUAAACAAACUGCAAUAGGCAAGCAGAUAAUAAUGGCCUUUUAUAACGAAAAUCUUGGUAAUCGGAUAAUGGAGUUGAUGAGCUAUCCGAUACCGGACCGUUGUGUGGAAUUGACGCAGCUGUUCGAGCGUUGCAGUCUACGUGAACUACAAGAUGUAUUCCCAACAAUAGUACAAUCAGUGUUUGGUAUAGGUAGUGGCGGUCUUGGCUGGGGUUUACGUGCCACCACCAAGGAAAAUUCGCCAAUGUGCUUCGAUGUAUUGCAUGAAUUCUUCUCGCCGAUGGGUCCAAUGUUACGGCUGUGCUAUCGCCUACUUAAUGAAGCUAUAAAAUUUGAAUUAAAUUUGGAUUUGCUGCCGCACAAAGUAAGCGAGAUGAUACAAUCUGGCCAAUAUUCACUUUUCUAUGCAGACUUAGUAAACAUUGAUCCAUUUCGUCGACAAGUCACAUCUCUUGUACUAAACGCAUUUGAUUAUUAUAUGCUGCACUAUGUUAUACACGCUACAUUUCCACUACAUAAAAUGUAUCCAGCUGCAUUGCAAGUGCAUAAUGAGCGCAUGAAAACGGUAUACUUCUUUCUAACAGCUGAAUAUCUAUGCACCUUUCUGCCGGGCAAUCCAGAUGCGAUCGUAUUUCCGACAAAUAUUUGUACGUCAGUUAAGGCGCCACAACCACUGCAGCCGGUGCAACCGCUGCAGCCGCAACGCUCGCCAAAAUAUUUGAAAAUACCAACAAACACCAGUUUGUUUCAAACAGACAGUCCGUCAACGUCAGCGGCAGCUGUAGCGGCUGUGCAGGCCGCACGAAAUUGUGAUUCGCCGCGUACGCAUUGCUGGCGCACAGAAUCAGUAUUGCAUUUCUUCAUAGACACAUGGCUGCGCUAUGAUAUCGAUGAGGCGCGCGAUUUACCGAGCAGCGAAUUUAUACGCGUUGUGCGUAUAUUAGUUAAGCAAGUGCAUACAUUUGCCAAUUCGACGCAUUUGGAUCACACACCAAUGGUGAUGUUACGUAAACUCGCGAAUCCAAUGAUGAAAACGCGCAUUUACCCAUUUCUAAAAAGCAUUAUAGGACGCUGGCCGCUCGAUAGCUCAUUAUCAGUGGUGCUGGAGUUAUGGCUCAGCUAUAUACAACCUUGGCGUUAUCUGUUUGAUGCCCCAAAUGCAGGCUACUAUGGUGUUAAUGCUGCCAACAGUAUGGCGGCGGGCUCUAUUGGCAAUGAAGUAGCAGUAAGUCAACGCUUUAGCACAUUCAUAGCGGAGAAUUUGGUUAUAUAUACGCAAAUUUUUGUCUACAUAUUGCCACGUUUCGAACGUCUGGAUUUCACAACAUUUAGAAAUGUUAUUAUGUUGCAUCGUUUGGUAAAGGUUUUCAGUCAGCCUAAUCUGCCGGCAAUGCUGUGUCAAGCGGAGCAAGCAUAUAUUUGUCAACUCGGCGCGGACUCACCAAGAAAGCAUUCCGUUUACGCCAGACAAGGCAAAACUGAAUGGGAUGGUAUUUUCCACGAGGAAAGCUACACACCACUUUUUGGUCCUGCAGUUAAGUGCGAGAUUGAGCAAGUUAUCAAAACUGUUUGCAUUUCACGUUUAUAUGUGCUGCAAGAAAUCGACAAUAUACGCCUUGAUAUUGUGGAGCAACGCAAAGCGCAUAGCUUUUUGCGUAAAAUGUUUGCCACCAUAUUUGCCGAUGUCUCACCGGCAGAGUUGAAAUUACAAGAGAUUGCUAAAAUACCUGAUGUACUCGACUUAGCUGUACGCUCAUUGUCUGUUAUGUUCGAUGUACGGUUGCCGGAAAUUACAUUGGAACAAAUACACGAUCGCAACAGCCCGCAAUUAAACAUGUCUGCAUACGAUAGUAGUGAUUAUUUGGAUAUAUCAAAAGUUUCACCAAUACAGAUGCAAAACAAUUUAGCGAAUUUAUCAGCAACAAUUGAUCCCGCCACAGUGCCUAUAAAGGAUUAUGAGCUUAAAUUCCUAGUGCGCUUUCUGCACAAAAUUUCCUGUCGCCUAAAUGAAAUGUUUGGCAACGAAAUUCAAGCACUAUGGUGUCGCUCAGACUUUGUCGGCAAAUUAGCACGACAAUUACUGUACCCGCCCAUGACACAGCAGUGGUUUGACAAAUCAAGAGGUGUCAGUGAAUUGUGUGAGGAACGUCUACCCGCCCGUAUAUGCCUGCGCCCAUUGGCCUCAUACCAAGUGCUCGGGCUCAUCACAUUUGCCAUGCUGAUCGGUUACUCAUUAUGGCAUGCGCCCAUUUUCGGACUAUUUAUUUUUAUAUUACUAUUUUCUAUAUACAUCACUAUACUAGCAUUAUUUGUGUAACUGUAUAUAUAUACAUACAUUUAUAUAUAUAUAUAUAUAUAUAUUUAGCUACAUAAUUAUUGUCCUUAACAUUCUCUUAUGCUCCUUUUAUAUUUAAAAUUUCGUAAUAUUUUAUAUAUGUAUGUGUGUUUAAAAUCUAAACUGAGUGCAAAGAAUAUUAUAUACUAUAUAUUAUAUAUAUAUAUAUAUCUAUAUAUAUUGAUAUACUGAAUAUAUACACGUGUAGUGUAUAUAUGUAUAUGUAUUAACUAAUACUAUGCGAUGUCACGAAGUUUUAUUGCCAGUCGUAAUGGCUGAUCGGGUACCGUUACCAAACGCAGCUUGCAGUCAAUUGGUGUUGUAUUGUUACAUUGCAAUUUAAAGUUGCUUAUGACCUGAAAUAUGCAAGAAUAUGUUAGAAAAUUGAAAAUCAGCGCACAAUAAUUGCCGAAAUUAUAAUAUGUAAAAACACACUUACCGACGCCAGUAGGCAAUGCAUUUGUUUCAUCGCCAUGCGUCGGCCAAUGCACGAACGAUUGCCGAUGGCAAAUGGUAGGGAGCCAUGCGAUUGCAAGACUUCACGUAAUUCGCCGGUUUCCUCAUUGCGUUGCCAACGCUCUGGUUUUGCCGUCUCUGGAUCGGGGAAAUGUUUGGGCUCACGACCCGCUGUAUACAAGGAGAGCAGCACCAAGCUCUGUUAUUUAUGAGUUAUAAGAAAAACGCGGUUAAAGGUUAGCAAUACAAAAUUUUAAUAAAGAAACUAAAUGUAAUUUAAGGAAGAUAGCAGAAAUGUUAUGCAAUAAAAAUAUGAUGUAAGUGUAAGUUCGCAUUUAUAUUUACAUUAAAAUAAAUUAAA
Messenger RNA from Bactrocera oleae (olive fruit fly), 3556 nucleotides. RefSeq names its product sphingomyelin phosphodiesterase 4. The record is from RefSeq and is a predicted model, not a curated record. Lineage: Eukaryota; Metazoa; Arthropoda; Insecta; Diptera; Tephritidae. Gene Ontology annotation, molecular function: sphingomyelin phosphodiesterase D activity. Gene Ontology annotation, biological process: ceramide biosynthetic process; glycerophospholipid catabolic process; sphingomyelin catabolic process.